GAUUUAUUUGGGCCCGUAAUUGCACCAACAGCAGCAAGACUCCAGUCUAGAAAGGCUUCUCCCCCAUUUGCAGGUUUUUCUGUACAUAUCAAUGCCGAAUUUUGCAACAAGUCAAUGUUAGUUGUUCAUCUCAUGAAGGGAAAGGGUUCGGCAGCAGUUGCUUGUCGUGCUGUUUGGAGUCUCGCUAUUAGUCUUAUCUGGUGGGAGCGUUGUGCAAGAUUGUAUGGGGAGCAUUCUAUUAAAACCCCAGGUGUGCUUUGCAGAGAAGUUGGAAGAAUUCUGAAUUGGCGAGCGGAG
This is a messenger RNA of Linum tenue, 297 nucleotides long. The record is from the annotation of a GenBank genome assembly. Lineage: Eukaryota; Viridiplantae; Streptophyta; Magnoliopsida; Malpighiales; Linaceae.